This is a messenger RNA of Aphanomyces astaci, 1755 nucleotides long. RefSeq lists its product as hypothetical. The transcript has 6 exons. Lineage: Eukaryota; Oomycota; Saprolegniomycetes; Saprolegniales; Verrucalvaceae. The coding region runs from base 55 to 1704 and encodes 549 amino acids. The record is from RefSeq and is a predicted model, not a curated record.
GUUUGACGCAACAACACUCGAUCCUUCAUCCUUGAAGCAAUAUAUAUCAAUCACAUGGAACGCGUGUACUCGGCGGUAUUUGGUGAAGAUGCGCAGAAAGCAGCUUUGAUUCAUGAGACCCAGACCAAGCACACGGAGUACAUGGAGUCACAGCACUAUGAAGAUGUCGGCCUUGGCAUCGACAGCGAUGACCACGACGCAUCGUGUGAAGUGCCCGUCCAAUCGCUCACACCGGAGCUGCUUGAGCAACACAACCUUCAGAUGCAACAAGGUCGGUAUCACGACCACUCGCUACCUCCCUCUCCGCCGUCGCAUCCUCUUGCAUCGACAUCAGCAGCAACACCAAUCCGUCGACGACCGUUGUCAAAAGAUGGGUCGCACGCCACCGAACUGUCCGAGCUCGGGGGUGCGUUGAAAGCCGGUGCCCGCGCAUUUGUCCUGGCGUAUGGCGCGAAGGCGUUCACGGCAGUGCUACUUGCCUCUCGCAAGUGGGGCGUCGAUGACACCAACUCGUACGCGGACGCGCUGCGACUCUUGUCUCAGAGCGACACGCUCCGCUUCGGUGGGUUUGUCGGCGCCCUCGUCGGUUCAUUCCGCGGCACCGAAGUCCUGUUAAACUACGUGCGCGGUCCCUGUGCCCCCGACGAUGCCACGCACAAAGCCAUUGCCGGCGCCGUGAGCGGCCUGAGCCUGUUUCUGGACACGCCGUCCCGUCGACCUGUGAUCGCCCUCUACAUAUUCAUUCGCAUGCUCGACAUUUACCUUCGCCAUGCCCCGUGGCAGGCCAGGCUUGGCUUGGACGACUUGCUCCUCCGCAAACAUCCGGUACUGACAAAGUACACGACGGAGAUUCUGUUUGCGUUGGCCAACGGUCCCAUCAUCUACGCCGCCGCCUACAACCCGCGCCUGCUGCCCCAGAGCUACUACAACUUUAUCCUAAACGCAGGCAAGUUGACCCACCAUGGCACGGAUUAUGUCCUGCGACGUCGGUACCGCGGCGAGAUUGACGCUGUGACAAAUCAACUCGUCGAGUUCACACCUUGCCAGCCCCACUUUCACCGGGAAUCUUGUGUAGUGCACACUGUCAAGGACUGGCUCACGGACGGCGUCGUGCGCGCCGCUAGCUUGUACAUUCCCGUGCACUUUACACCGUUGUUGCUGUUCAAGCACCGCCAAUUGGUGGCCACGCCAGCCACGACCCUCUCCCAGACCGCUUUUGCUACCUUCCGGUCGUCCGCGUUCUUGUCCUCGUACCAGGCGCUGGUCAAAGUGUUUCUUUGCGCUGCUCGCAACAUUUGCCAAGAAGACUAUGCACUGUCGGCACUCGGGGGCGGCUUUGUCGCGGGGUUGAGUUUAUUUUGCGAAGACCCCAAGCGCCGCAACGAGCUGAUGCUGUACACAGCCGUACGCAGCCUCGACAUGCUGUGGGCGAUGGUCAAGCAGCACAAAACCGUCGCCGUCCCCCGAUGUCUUCGACACUUUGACGUGCUGUUCUUUUGCGUGUCCAUGUCGGUGAUUCUGUCGCGACGCCCGGAACACAUCAAGCCCACGUAUUUGUCGUUGCUGCGGUUCAUGUUUGGCCCGGCCGUGGUGAUGAUGAUGUCACCCCCCGACGAAGCAAAUCACCCGCCAAGUCACACACCACAGGACGACAAAGAUCGUCAACAUCCCCCACCCCCACGUCAUACAGUAUUGAUGCUGUAAUUACAUACGACGCAAACAGAAUUAAACUAUUGUGGAUUCGAUACGAAUUUC